GGUGGUGUUGUGUUUGUGUUCAGUCUGUUGUAAGAGGGACCGCUGCAAUGAUUUUCGACCUCAACUCUGUGAGCCUGGCUUUAGUUCUGGGUUUGAUCUUUCUGGUUCUCUUUGAGGUGAUGAGGAUUCAUUUCAGCAGAGCCCGAACUCCACCUGGACCCACACCUUUCCCUUUUGUGGGAACAAUACCAUAUUUUAUAAAAGACCCAAUGGGAUCUAUCAGAUCACUCAAUCAGUUUGGAGAAUUGUCAAGUGUGUACCUGGGACGAAAACCAUCAAUAGUCUUAAAUACACUCCAAAUCACCAAGGAAGCCCUGGUCCAAGAAGGUUCAUCUUAUUCAGGAAGACCAUCUUUACCUCUUAUUGAAUUGAUAACUAAUGGACUCGGUAUAAUAAUGACGAAUGGUCACUUGUGGAAACAGCAAAGAAGGUUUGCUCUCCACACGCUCAGAAACUUCGGCCUAGGAAAGAAAUCUGUUGAAGAGCGUGUGUUAGAUGAAGGCCAUUACCUGGUUACUGAGAUGCUCAAAGAUGAAGGAAAGGCAUUUAACCCAGAGCAUGCCUUACAGAAUGCAGUUUCAAAUAUAAUCUGUUCCAUCGUGUUUGGAGAUCGCUUUGAAUACGAUAACAAACGCUUUGCAUACCUUCUGAAAAUCCUCAAUGAGAACUUUAUUCUGUCAGGGUCAGCAAUAGGACAGAUAUUCAACUUGGUUCCUUUCAUCAAACACUUCCCUGGACCUCACCAGAAGAUCCUUCAGAACGCCAAUGAGUUAGUGAAUUUCAUUUGCAAGGAGGUUAAAGGACACAGACAAACUUUGGAUCCAGAAAACCCACGAGACUUCAUUGAUGCCUACCUGUUAGAGAUUGAGAAACAAAAGUCGCACGAGGACUCAACAUUUCAUGAGGAGAACAUGGUGAUGUCAGCAGCCGAUCUCUUCUUGGCUGGAACUGACACUACGGCGACCACCAUCAGAUGGGGACUCAUCUUCUUGAUGGACAACCCAGAUGUACAAGAGCGAUGUCAUAAGGAGAUUGUUCAGGUGUUGGGUUAUGAUCGUCUGCCCAGCAUGGAUGACCGUGACAAACUUCCAUACACAUACGCCACUGUUCAUGAGAUUCAGCGCUGUGCCAACAUUGUUCCUCUCGGUGUAUUUCAUUUAACCACACAGCCAACCAAACUAAGAGGAUAUGACAUUCCCAAGGGAACUAUAAUCAUGACAAACUUAACAGCAAUCCUUACUGAUAAGGAGCAUUGGAAAUAUCCGGACACUUUCAAUCCAGAGAAUUUCUUAGAUGAGAACGGACGUUUCUGCAAACCUGAGGCGUUCAUACCAUUCUUAAUCGGUCCGAGGGUUUGUCUCGGUGAGACCCUUGCAAGGACGGAGCUUUUUCUUUACAUUGUGUCUCUACUACAGCGGAUUCAUUUCUCCUGGCCACCGAACUCACAGCAUCCAGACAUGGAUGGUAUCAUGGCUGUGGUGAGAUACCCUCACCCCUUCAAAACCAUCUGCCAUAGCCGAGAUGCCAAAGACUGACCAUCAGUGACCCGACCCAACACGCCAACAGACUGCUGAAGAACACUGAAGUCUACAUCCACAUUCAGCAUUUUAGAUAGUGCUCAGAAUCUACAGAUGUAUCUUGUCAAAGAUCCUCAGGAUUGUUGAAGGCUCACAACAAAAAUUACAUUUUUCCAGUGCAGUCAUAUUUAUAAUGUCUAAAUUAUAACUUUUUCCUUCUUUUAUUUUAUUUCCUUUUAACAAUUAAGAAUAAAAAAUUGCACCGAUCCACUGCUGUACGGCGCUGAGUAGAGUAGAACUCAUAUUACACACCUGUGUGUUAAACAGUUGUAGGACUGGUUAUGUUACUACGCCAUGUGACUCAUAUUAUUACAUAAGCUUGUUCAUCGUCCGGAUUAACGUGUUUAUGCUGUAGUACAGCUGGUAUAUAAUAAACUUUAAGUUUAUUUAUGAAGAGACACUGUAAAACAAUUUAACCUCAGGAUUAACCCAAAUUUGAUCCUCAGGUUGAACUGGUUACAGACAUAAAACUCUUUGUGCUCCUAAUCUUUUCAUCACAAAAGCUUUUGCACUGUUAGCCUUUAGGCUCACAUGGGUAUCUGCUGAAAUAUAUGAUGUAAUGUGUAUAUAUAUUAUGUGGUUCUAAGAUUGUAAUUUUAUAUUCAUGUUUAGUAUUGUUUUAAAGGUCAUGAUGCAAUGAGUAAAAAUUUCUAAUUUCUAUAAGUUUAAGAUAAGAUGGAUCAAGGUUUUAGAACUUAGGAUAGAAGAUGCAUUUCUUGUAGAGGUGGGGUUUUGCCAGGAUACUUCUGGCUAGUUUGACCAGGUGUUCUUUAAGGUCACUUGGCACAGGUCAAACUGGAUCUUGACCAGGUGUUCUUUAGUAUCACUUGGUACACGUCAAACUGGAUUUUUGGAGUUUUACGAUGUCUUUGUCUCAAGCUGUGUAUAAAAGGUGGCUUGGCAAAAUAUUCUGGGAGGCAUUCUGUUCAGAAGCUCCCACACUAUGUGUGUAUUAAAACAUCAUGGAAGAAAUCUUUAACAAGAAUCUUCCUCCACCAUUUUAGGUGUAUUAUAUCCACAAUGGAAGUACUCUGUAGCCAGAGUGUCUAUUGCCAGGCAUGACUUUGUAACUUUUGCAACUGUUGAUCAUUUUAAUUAAUUGGAAUUGAAUCAUAUUCUGUAUGAUAUUCUUUAAAUGACGUUUGAAGCUGGAACCUGCCUGGUAUAAUAAAUUGUUACAUUUGAUUCAUCUAAA
Paramisgurnus dabryanus is the source of this 2772-nucleotide messenger RNA. RefSeq names its product cytochrome P450 2C28-like. Lineage: Eukaryota; Metazoa; Chordata; Actinopteri; Cypriniformes; Cobitidae. Gene Ontology annotation, cellular component: cytoplasm; intracellular membrane-bounded organelle. Gene Ontology annotation, molecular function: oxidoreductase activity, acting on paired donors, with incorporation or reduction of molecular oxygen, reduced flavin or flavoprotein as one donor, and incorporation of one atom of oxygen; iron ion binding; heme binding. The record is from RefSeq and is a predicted model, not a curated record. Gene Ontology annotation, biological process: xenobiotic metabolic process.